UCGCCUCCGGCCGUCGAAGCGUUCGUACGCGUCGCAGCGCGCUCCGUCGUCUUUCGCUUCUCGUCUCGUUUCAGUGUUUCAUUCUCGUGAAAGUUCAGUGUUAAAAUGUGCCACCUGUCACCCUUGCCCCCUUUCUUCUUAAUCGCAUGCUCCGCUCACCGUUUCGAGUACCUGUUCGUGAUGGAUAGUGAUUGACCGUAGUUGCUUCCGACACGCGCUUCCGGCUGUGGAGGAUUUACUUCGAGCACGGGAUGUUUAAUCAAAGCAAUGGAAUUUCCUGGAGAGAACACUUUAUUAAAUUCAAGAAUACAUGAUCAUACACGAAAGCCCGAGUGUACCAGUGACCCAGAAGAAUAGACAGUGUACCGUUGAAACUCGUGGACAAAUCAUAGAAUAAUGUGUCGAAGUUCGGGGAAAGUUUCCAGUGGAAAAGAAAGGAGAGGAUCUUUGAAAUCGGCGAGGUGAUCGCUCGUGUAGUAUAUAAUGUAUUGGUGAAGGGAAACGAGGAAACUUUGAGACAAAAGAUGUGCUGCUCGGGUGGCCCCGGUGGCAUCAGAUUGACCAGGUGUGGUGUCGUUUGUGGUAUCGCAGCGCUCGCAGCCCUCAGCACUGCGCUUCUGGGACCCGCUUGGCUUCAUACAGAAGAGAAGCUGAAUCUUCCUUAUUUGCCACGAAACUUUGCCAAUGUCGUGACAGUGCGUUUCAAGCUGGGUCUCUUCAGGGUCUGUCCGAAAAUCGUGAAACCUGCCAACUUGACAGUCCGUAUUUCCACACCACCAUGUACCUACGUUAGGUACAGCAGUCUAGAGGAUGUGAGACCACAAGAGUUAGGAUUCCUUCAACUGGAAUUCACACCCACAGUGGUAUCGAAAAUACGGAUUUCAGCCCCGUUUCAAGUAGCAGCUGUGGCGCUGGUCCUUGCUGCCACGAUCUCAGCUUUAAUUGGACAUUGUUAUUCGGAUCAUAGAACUCUGGUCGCCUGUGGAUUAUUCCUCCUCAGUGGACUCUCGUUAGGAGGUGGGCUGAUAGUGCUCGCAUCAGCUUUAUCAGAUGCAUCGCUCGAAGUACCUGGAAAAUACAGUCUUCCCUCAACAUCCAGCAUGCAAGCUGAUGAUAACGGUUUGCCGCAGUAUCACUAUGGUUGGUGUCUUCAGUUGUCGGGGCUGGCUUUGAUUUUGGCGGAAGUUGCAGCUGUUUUAACGAUGUCUGGAUAUAUGGCACGUUUCUCGACAGUCGAAGAAAUGGUAAGAGUUAUGGUUCCUGGUGCCGAGAGGAAGUUAAGGGAACAAAGAGGACUGAGUUCAGAGUACCUCGUUAGAGCCCAUCAGAAAUCACCUGGGCCCCCACAGACCCGAGGUUUCGGGCAGUCCUCAAAAACGUCUCAAAGAGCCCCUGAAGAAGGCACCUCUUUAUUAUGCAAAUCAGCGCCAGAUAUCUGCGCCUCCAAUCCUCAAGCCAUCAGCUACGUCGAUAAAGCAGAUCUAUCUCACGUGUUACCGGCGUAUCCAGACGCAAAAAAUCCAGAUCCACGGUACAACUUUACCGACAAAUCAGAAGCUAGUGUUAUCGACUCACGGUUAAGUGGCUUUGCCGAUAAGGAAGGUUUGAUAGAUUCCGGGAUCCUUUCUGAUUCUCGACAAAAUAUGAUCGUCUUCACUGAGAACAAGGAGCAUACUGUGGGCCAGGAACCACGAUACACUGAAUUUUCUCCAAGAACAACUGAACAGAACGUAGUUGACUCAAGAUUGAGUGGUUUUACCGAUAAGGAAGGUCUCCUCGAUUCUAGACUGAGUGGAUAUGGUGACAAAACGGAAUCGUUAUUGGACACCCCCUUUGGUUACGACACACGGUACAACAGUUUAGCGGGUCAGACAGUACCCAUCACCUUGAAAAAUCAGAACACUUCUGUCUCAGCUAUUCAAUCUCAAUAUAUCUAUCAGAAUUUCGGAACAAUUCAUUCUGGUAUUUUGAGGGUGUCCGAGCCAGGAACAAGUUCCAGUUCAAAUUCCAGUCAGAGAAGCAUGACGUUACAAAAUCCCAAACGAAAAUCACAGAUCGCUCAAAACACUUUCAGCACGAUGGAAUGUGAAAAAAGGAAAAGAGGACCUGGAUUGGCUGGUAAGACAGCGUUCUACACUGGCAGCGCUGUAUGACCACCACCACCUCCUCCGACGCCUAGGUAACUGGAAGAGGAGGAAACGCCACUCUAAUCAUGAAUAUAAAAGGACGAACAAAAUUAGUGGCGUUGAAUCCAUGUCGGAGGAAUGCAUUUAUAAUGCAAAUAUAAUGGUAGAAAUCUAUAUGAUCGACAAUUACAGAUUUCUAUCUUAUCUGCUGUUGAAAUAAUGGCUAAUGAUAAAAGUGUUAUCCUAUGAGGUGGUGGAUCGUAUCUACUGUAGAUCAAACAAAUUCCUGCAAUUUUUUUCACUCAAUUAUGCACUGGACAUUGAAGUUUCUUGAGUGAAUAAAGACAUAAUGAAUUUCAAAAGAGUGAAAUGAAAAUUUGUACAUAAAUUACUGAUUUAAGAUUGGUGAACAAAGUCUAUGUAAACCAGACGAGCUUGGAACGAAUUUUUCUAACGUUUCGUAGCUCCUAAUAAAACGUGUCGUACAGUUAUAAAGAAGUGACAUGUUAAUCGAUAAAAUAAAGACAAAAGGAUUCGUGGUAGCGUGCAUAAACUUUAGCUAUAGUUUUAAGUGACAUAGGCAACGUAUCUUAAAAGGGUUAAAAUAUAGGGUCGAUUUUACCUGAGAAUUUGUAUCUUCUACGUGUGAAGCCGUGAUCUUCUUGUUAUUUAUAAGAGUUAAUCAAUUUUUUUUUUUUAAAUAUUGAUACACAGAAUGCAAACAGAAUUCCACAAUAACUGUUCGUUGACCCACUGACCUGGUUCAUUUAUAGAAAAUGAAUUUAGAUUCCACGUCAUUUUUUUUUUCUACUUUUUGGUGGAAGAAUCUAACGCGUGAAAAGUGGUUCAACAGACAGAUCAAAACUCGCAGCUCACCGUUAAAUUUAACCUCAGCUAAUCACGUAAUCGCGUUUCCAAGCUGCAUAAUCAAUCGAACGGAGCCAUAAGUUGAUGAAGAAUAUUAAUGUAGUCGAUAUGCUGUAAUAUAUACUCGAUGGUCAGUAUAGUCACGAAUACUCAAUCGGGCGUAAACUCGUCUGACCAUUUUUGGGGAAAGAAGGAAUGUCGAGAGCAAGAAAUUUGAUCAGAAGUCGCGUUUGACGAAUCGUAUCAAAGAUUUUUCCAUAAAAAAUGAAUCACUAUUUUUAAAUGCUAUGGAAUCACAAUUUUUAACAAUGUUAUGAAAUAAAGUACGUCACUGAUUUAGGUAUUAUUUAUAAAAUAGUUUUGUUAAAAUUAACUCGUUUAUGGGAAAAUAUUUGAUUAGAUUCGUCAAUGUUGGACAUAUCAAGAACGAGAGCGUUUUUAAUCGAAUCAUUGCUACUCUUUCCCUCGUUCAUAUUUCCUAUUACCCGCGAGACGAUCUGCAGGAUUUGAGAAUAUUUUACCAUCUCAAAAAUCCUGCAAUAUUCACUCGAACAUUGUUGUGUAUGUAACUUUGCAACUUACGUAUAAACAUUAACGUAUCAGGAUCGUAGGUAAAUGUAAUAAAACGUUUCUUUUCUAAA
This is a messenger RNA of Osmia bicornis bicornis, 3634 nucleotides long. RefSeq lists its product as uncharacterized. Gene Ontology annotation, biological process: transmission of nerve impulse; postsynaptic neurotransmitter receptor diffusion trapping; positive regulation of synaptic transmission, glutamatergic. NCBI's taxonomy places the organism in Eukaryota, Metazoa, Arthropoda, Insecta, Hymenoptera, Megachilidae. The transcript has 7 exons. Gene Ontology annotation, cellular component: postsynaptic density membrane; AMPA glutamate receptor complex. Gene Ontology annotation, molecular function: voltage-gated calcium channel activity; channel regulator activity. The coding region runs from base 525 to 2153 and encodes 542 amino acids. The record is from RefSeq and is a predicted model, not a curated record.